Trematosphaeria pertusa is the source of this 1497-nucleotide messenger RNA. RefSeq lists its product as uncharacterized. The coding region runs from base 1 to 1497 and encodes 498 amino acids. Gene Ontology annotation, biological process: regulation of DNA-templated transcription. NCBI's taxonomy places the organism in Eukaryota, Fungi, Ascomycota, Dothideomycetes, Pleosporales, Trematosphaeriaceae. Gene Ontology annotation, molecular function: DNA-binding transcription factor activity, RNA polymerase II-specific; zinc ion binding. The transcript is spliced from 3 exons. The record is from RefSeq and is a predicted model, not a curated record.
AUGGACCCCGAAACCGCCCACCGACACUCCCAGAACGCUGCCCUCAGCUACCCCCACCAUUACUAUGUCAACGAGCGCAACAUUCCGCUCACAGUCGCUACUAGCCCGAGAUAUGACCCACGUGGCUAUUCUGUGGGAGGCCCGGUCGGUGGCCAUAGGCUACGGGCCGGCAUGGAUAGGGAUGAUGUGACUAUGGACAGCAAUCAAGCAAGGCGUCGAAUAGCCGUAGCUUGCGCUCGAUGCAGGAAGCGGAAGAUUCGUUGUAGCGGGGACCCCGGAAACGGCACCGGAUGCGCAAGUUGCAAGCAGGCCGGCCUUGACAGCAGCGUUUGUCAAUUCCAUCGUGUUGGGUCAGGUGAAGCCACGAGGGUGCUUGACAACCUCCACCUAGCAAGCAAUUUGACGAACAUGGCGAAUACCAACGUCAUGAUGCCGAUCUAUAACGCGGCAAGCCCAGCCUAUUCUCGAGCCACAUACCCACCGAGCUGGCCUAUCCCGUACACAGAGGAGACAUCGCCAGUGGAGACUUACAGCCUGAGUGAGCCUGCGGCCUACCUGCCAAGUCACAACGGCAUAGCAAGCAGCAAUGCGUGGAGCCACCCUCCCACGAAACCUCUACAGACGGGAGCUCACGCAUUUUUGGACACAGAUUCCAUGCCAGUCUACGAGACGCAUGGCUCGCCCUAUGUGCAAACGGGCCUCAGAGCUGUGACAAACUCUGAAGCGCUCUCGCCGCUAAACAUGACGUCUCUCCAGCUCACUCUCCCCGAGCCACCACAAGCACGACCGAGCCAGGCUUCAGAGACUACUGUACCGCAGCGACAGCUUCCUAUGCCACAACCGAGUCCCGCACAGACCUCAAGAAACGUAGUAGAUCAGCUACAGCAUCAGCGACUGCGUUCUGCUCAAGCUAUGGGUGGCUCCGCAUUGUCCACCACGGGCGCAUACCCAAAGUCGACGCUACCGUUCAACGAUGAGACUGGUCUUCAAGUCACGGCUCCUGCAGAGGCAUCAUCGUCCGCGGAUCUCACCACCCAGGUCACAGCUCCAGCAACGAUUCCUGGCACUACCGAAACCAUGAUAGGAUACCUUCCGGGUACCACAUCUGCCAGUGACGAUGCCGCCGUUACAAGUGCCGGAUCCCAACACUCCCUCAAUUUCAGCACUUCUGGACUGCUUGAUACCACGCCAGCACCGGCAUUACCUACUACUUAUUCCAACUUCCGCAAUUACAAUCUCCCGACGUCGUCCUCGACCGAGACGCUUUCACCGUUGGCUCGCCAGGAUUCCCAAUCGAACCUCUAUAGUUUCACUCCUGAUAGCAACUCGAAGCGCCACUCGGCCGGCCGAUCGUCGAAUGACUCUGCUCUGGUGAGCGGUCAUCGAUACACACCACUGAACCAGAGCCAGCAUCAGCCGAACCACGAUGGCUUACGACGUGAUUCGUUCGAGGCCAGGAAACUCCCUGUUCGCCGGGCUUUUAUGUCCAACCUCUAA